AGUCUGAGCUGCACAUUCGGAGCGAGAAUGUGCCUUUUCCCGCGCUUUUUCACGAACCUGCACUAACCUUCACCUAACCUAAGCAACAGCCAUGAACAGCUCGACGCUGCGACCCUUCGAGGAGUCUGAGUGCUCUAAUGAUGCCAUUCCGUCCUUCUACGACUAUGUCACCGCCAUGACGCCGCUCUUGAUGGGCCUCACGGCGGCCGGUGGAGCGCUCUUCCUCGUCACCCUCACGAUCUUCUACAGGAACCUCAACAAGCUGGUCAGACGGACGCCGAAGGACUUCCUGGCGCGGACACUCAUGCUCUGCGGCAUUUACCAGAUCGUCUCAGCGGCGGCUUUCGUGUCAAUCCUGGUGCCCAGAGCCAUUCUGCUGUGCGACACAGUGGCUCACUUGACAUUCGCCUUCUGCACCUAUCAAUUAAUUUGCCUAUUUAUAGACUACGCCGCCGGGGAGACCAACUUCAUCAAGCAGGCCAACCGAGACGCCUUCUCGCUCAGGACGCCGCCCUGCUGCUGCUGCUGCUGGUGCUGUCUGCAUCCCGGUCCACCGAGCAAGGCCGCCUUCCUGCUGGUCAGGACGCUCGUGCUGCAGUUCCCCAUCGUGCAAGGCGUGCUCUUCAUCACGCUCAACGUGCUAUUCGUGGAGAACAACCAACUCUACAGCAGAGUUUUUCUGUACUUCCUGCCUUUCAUCAUCACCUCCAUCAUUCUCUGCAUCUGGGGACUCAACAUCAUCGUGCGCAUGAUGGCGCCCUGUUUCCCGGAUCUCCAUCUGCGGGCCAAGUACUUUGCGCUCCAAUUCGUGCUGAUGAUGACGAAGAUUCAGCCAGGAAUUGGGAAUGCAAUUGUGGCGAACAUAGAGUUUCCUUGUUGGUAUCCACUGACGCCGGCGCUGUACAAAAACAUAAUCGUGCAGAUCAUUAUCCUCACGCAAAUGGUCAUUUUGUCCGUGUGGGCGCAGAAGCUGUACAGAACACCGAGUAAAAGCAGCAUGAAGCUCAGCAUGCUGUCGUGAGGCCUUCUUGUCGGCUCUUGGAUAACCAGAUAACCAGUAUUAGAGAAAAAUAAGGGGAAUUUAAGAAUUACAGGUAGAAUCUCGUGAUACACAUAGUCAGAAAGCCUUAACGAAAGAUGCCUAAAUGAGUGUCUAAACUUGGAAAUACACAAUUUCUAACACAAUACAUUAUUUCUAACAUUUAUUGACAAUUGAGAGACAUUCAAAGUCUCUCAAGCGCAAUAAUGCCGCAAAAAGACAUGUAAAUGUGAUGUUAGCUAUAUGAGUGAUAAAUAACACAACUUAA
This is a messenger RNA of Phlebotomus argentipes, 1307 nucleotides long. RefSeq names its product organic solute transporter alpha-like protein. The transcript is spliced from 6 exons. The record is from RefSeq and is a predicted model, not a curated record. Lineage: Eukaryota; Metazoa; Arthropoda; Insecta; Diptera; Psychodidae. The coding region runs from base 92 to 1021 and encodes 309 amino acids. Gene Ontology annotation, molecular function: transporter activity. Gene Ontology annotation, biological process: transport.